GAAAACUUCACUGCGUCCAGCUGGAGACAUUUUCAUCCGGGGAGAUUUCUGCGCCUGUCGGAGCCGAGUCGGCACCUUUUGUAGUCCAGCCGUGUCCGUCAGAGAGAGGGACCGGUCCGGUUCUCGUCGCUGGAACCAUUUCCGGCGUCCAACAUGGAUGAUUUGGAUGCUUUGUUGGCGGACCUUGAGUCCACAACAUCCCACAUAUCCAAAAGCUCACUCUUCCUUUCUGACGAAGCCGCCUACUCCCUGCCUGUUGGGGGUCAGGACCAGAAAGACAUCUGCUCUCCACAGGAGAGAAGUCUGAAUGGAGUGGAUGAUUCAGAGUCGUUCAGCUCGGCUCAGAAAAGUCAGUGGUCUAGACCCAGUGGAGAGGAGGACCACGUUUACAGUUUCCCUAACAAGCAGAAGACCAGUGAGUCAUCAUCAUCACCGGCUGCCAUGAACUCAUCACUGGGGAGCAACCUGUCUGAACUGGACCGCCUGCUGUUGGAGCUCAACGCCGUCCAGCAGAGCACCCCUGCCUUUCCCACAGAAGUAGCUCCACCACUGCCGGCAAGCAGCACUAUCCGCCACAUCCAGGAGAAUGGGCUCUCUGCUCCUGGUAAAGUCCCUCCAGCUACCCUGGAAAAGCCGAAGCAUGUCGCAGCAGCGCGAGGAAUACAGGACGCACGGCCGAGUGUGGAGAGCCUUCUGGAUGAGCUGGAAAGCUCUGUGCCCACACCCAUUCCCACACCCUUGGUCGUCUCAGAUGAUAGACAAGCGGAGACCCUGUCUCAACAACAAGCCAGAAUGUCUGCGUCCUCUGCCACACGAGAGCUGGAUGAACUCAUGGCUUCCCUGUCUGACUUCAAAGUCCAAAGCAAUUCCAGCUCUCAGUUGUCUGUCAAUCAGGAGUGUGGUGACCCUAUUUUUGCCGCUGGAUCACCGGUUUCCCAAGCUGUAGCAGGCCCAUCUAUAACUCCUCAGGAUACUCCUCUGCCUCUGGGCUCCACUUCCCCUUCUUCUGCACCUCUUUCAUUGGAACUUCACAUAGAUGAGGAUGGUUGCUCUGUCCCUACAUGUUCAACUGUAAUCACAUCUUCUAAGAGCCCUCAGUUCUCCCAAAUCCAGCAGAAAGAUCAUGAUGGAAGUGCCACGUCUGAGGUAUGUUUGGAGAGCUUCAGUGUCUCCAGUUCUUUGAAGCCUCCCACCCAAGCAGAACUUAGCAGUCUUGCUCAUACCUCAGUAACAAAAGCGACUCCAUGUAAAGAUACUGCUGCCAGGAGCUCCAGUCCAGCCACUGUACCCAAGAGUCCAGUUACUCAGUCUAAAAUCUAUAGUACCACUAAAGCAAACAAUCCCAGUUCUCCUGACAUAAAAUCUAAAAGCUUUGCUUCUAAAAGUCUUAGUCCUCAAGAAGUUAGGAAGAGUGAAAGUCCAGUGCUAGUGUCCAGCCCUCUGGAUGCAGUUCCAAGGACAUCUAGUCCCAUAACCGUUCCGAGGCUUUCAAGUCCAGUUCCAAAAUGUCCAAGUCCAUUGACCAUCCCUGCUCUCUCUAGCUCACUAUCUAUCCCGAGAAGUGCGAGUCCUGACACAGUUGGACGAAGUUCUAGUCCUGUGACUAUUCCAUUUCUUUCUACGCCCGUUCCAAAGACUGCAAGUCCUUUGACUCUUCCUAAUAAAUCCACUUCUCUAGUUCUACCCAAGAGCUCUGUUACCGAAGCAAUCCCAAGAAAUUCCUCCCCAGUGACACUUCCAAGGCUUUCAAGUCCAGUAACGGUUCCAAAAAUGGACUCUUGGGUUUCUAAUGGUAGUCCUCAACUCUAUAGAAAAACAUUCACUACCUCAGGCACCAGUAGCCCCAGAGUUUCUCCAGUAUCUCUUGCCUCUGUACCAAUGAACACCCCAUACUCCCCAGAAAACACAGGAGAUGUCUUGGAUUUAACAUGGCCAUGCCGGGAACCUUUACUGGACGAUACCUUAGAUAAAAUCCUCACUCCUGAUUCUAAAAGACUGAUUGAGAACCAGGCUUCUGUCUGUGUUGUAUCUGGCGAUGAAGACAAAUCCUGGGAGGAGGAAGAUGGACUUUACCCUGAGUAUAGCAGAGAGGGAACCUUGACACCCAUGACUGAGUCCAGCUGGAUGGAUGAGUGCUUCACUCCCUCCUCCUGCCCUGGGACACCAGAUGCAACGCUGGACUUCCCAGUACAGCAGCUCUCCGCUGUGGAUCGACUGUCGGCUUCCGGUCAACUGAAGUCAGUAAUCCGCCGCACCAAAGAGACGUCCAACGUGCAUCCGAUGUACAGGGAGGGAUUACUAAGACGUAAGAUGGGACCAAUUAUUGUUAAUAAAAGCAACUCGCAAGACCGACUCAUUGAGGAGCUGCAGGGCAAGCUGGGGAUUGGGCGAGUGGAGCGCAGGCGGAAGCAACAGCCAGAUGAUUGGCUGACGGAGGGAGUCAUCGUCAUGUCUAACCCACAGAGAACGCGGGAGGAAGGGAUCCAGCCAUCUGUGGAUAAGGUACACCGAUGCCGAGGAACCGCAUCGGGAUCAUGCUCUGUCAAGUUGGACAUUAAGUUCCUGGUUUUGGCCGUUUUAACAAGUUUGAGUUCCUUUAUGGUUUUUCCAUUCUAUCUGCAUUCCUGUCCUUUCUCUGUUUUCCUUCUUUUCUCCUUCUUUCCACCAGAUCAUCAUCCCACCCGAAUCACCUGCCCCACAGAGAAAAGUACUCCCUCCUCCACAAACUCCCCACCGCCCAAAAAGCCCCCACCAGUCAAGCAGACACCCCCACCACUACCCCCUCCGCCUCCGACGCCUCCUCCUCCUCGAGAGCCCACCCCUCCGCCCCCAAAGGAGCCGACUCCUCCGCCACCCAGGGAGCCCACACCUCCCCUCGUGCUUCCCCCGCCAUCACCUAGCCCCCCACCCAAGCCCAUCACACCACCCCCACCUCCCAAGGUGUUUAUAUCAGUGGGUUGUCAGACUGAGUACGACCCCAUCUUCCCACCAUUGCAGAUCCAGUCACAGGGCAUCCAGUCAACCAGCGCUCCUGCAAAACCAGCCAACAAACUGGACAACAUGCUGGGAAAUCUGCAGUCUGACCUCAACAAACUCGGUGUCCAGACCAACGCGAAGGGGGUCUGCGGUGCCUGCAAGAAACCGAUUGCUGGACAGGUGGUGACUGCCAUGGGCAGAACGUGGCACCCGGAGCACUUUGUGUGUACCCACUGCCAGGACGAGAUAGGCUCCAGGAACUUCUUUGAGCGUGACGGGCAGCCUUACUGCGAGAAAGACUACCACAACCUGUUCUCGCCGCGAUGCCACUACUGUAAUGGGCCCAUCCUGGAUAAAGUAGUGACAGCUCUGGACAAGACCUGGCAUCCAGAGCACUUCUUCUGUGCUCAGUGUGGAUCCUUUUUUGGCCCAGAAGGUUUCCAUGAAAAGGAUGGAAAGGCGUUCUGCAGAAAGGACUACUUUGACAUGUUUGCUCCUAAAUGUGGCGGCUGCACCCGGGCCAUCCUGGAGAAUUACAUCUCUGCCCUCAACUCUCUCUGGCACCCAGAGUGCUUCGUCUGCAGGGAGUGCUUCACGCCGUUCAUAAACGGCAGCUUCUUCGACCACGACGGCCAGCCGUACUGCGAGGCCCAUUACCACGAGCGCCGCGGGUCCCUGUGCUCCGGCUGCCAGAAACCCAUCACCGGCCGCUGCAUCACCGCCAUGGGCAAGAAGUUUCACCCGGAGCACUUUGUGUGCGCCUUCUGCCUCAAGCAGCUCAACAAGGGCACCUUCAAAGAGCAGAACGACAAGCCGUACUGCCACGGCUGCUUCGUCAAACUCUUCAGCUAGACCGCAUGUCUGCUGUACGUGCAAUGAGUGUGAGAGUACGAAUGCACAAGGGGGUUGAUGCACACCUACGUGCAUCUAAAACACAUUACAAUGAGGGUAGAAAUGUUUCUAUCAGGGAUGACACUGAAAGGGACUUCCCUGGAUUUGCCACCUUUUACGCUUUUACUAAAGACCUUUUAACGGAGCCCAAAGAGAUUUUCAUUUCGAUUGCUGUUCCUAAGUGUGCCAGAAACGAGAAAGAAACAUCUUGCUUUCUCCUUGGUUGUGUGUAAAUUAUUAUGUUUGAUCUGUAAAACUCCCCCCACCCCCAUUCAGCAGGGCAAGACCUUGCAUCACUUGGUGGUUGGCCUGUGUUGACAUGGUUUUCUGCCGAUGUGAGACAGCUGCUCGAUUGCAUGGACCACUGGGAGUAAAUGUAAACAGUUUCAAAGUACUACGAGUGUUUGUGGCGAGCAGAGUUUGGACACUGAGCGGUUAUCAAAAAUGUAUUUUUGUAACUUUGGAAAUUUCUGAGGUGCCAUUUGGAAUAACUGAACCACUUUUUGAUAUGUAAAUGUACACAGACAUGUUCCGCUUUCUUCUCCAACGUAGAGCUGUUCGAUCACUUCAACUUCAAAUCUGGCGUCCUAUAAAUGUGUUUCUUAUUUUUCUACAGAUUUCAUAAGGAAACAAGUAUUUUUCAGUUUCAACACACCAUUUAACUUUUUUUAUUUUAUAUUAAACAAAUAGUUAAAUCAAUAUUGACAGCUUAGACUUAAAAAUGGAACCUAAAAUGAUCUCGGAAAAUCCUGAUCAGUCCAUAUCUAACCCUAAUCUUUAUCAGCUUCAGAAAAAAAAAAAAAAAUCAAAAUAAGAGCGCUAAAGAAUAUUUCAAUGGUUAUGAAUGUAUGGUAGAAACUGGUGGAAGCUUAAUGCCUACAACAAAUAUAAUUUAAAACCCAGUUUUUCAGAAUUUGACCUGAACUAAGCAUCCAACCUUUGGACAAUCAAUCGCCACAUCUUUUUUAGCUCAAUCAUUUCCAGAAAAAUUUACUGAGCUACACUUUGUUUUAAAUUUAAUACAUUGUCGUGUGUUGUGUCAUUUACAUUCAUAAUGAGGAUAUGAAAACUUGUGUUUUUUGAUCUACUUAAAAAGAUAUUUUUAAAAGAAUCACAUAGUGAGAUCUGCUUUAAACUGCAGGUGCAUUUUAUGAGGAAAAACAAUCUCAAAUUGUCUAAAAAUUGACGUUCUACUGCUGUAUUCGCAGUUAUUCAACUAUAGAACUAUAUUUUUAAACUAUUUUCAGCAUUUUACAGUUUCAGCUUGUGUGCAUUUAUCUCAGUUGAAAUGCAUUUUUACAAACUGGUUAAAAGAUUUACAGUGGAGUUGUGCGUUUUGAUCCGAAGCAUGCAAUUUCUUUUACCUGGAGAUUAACAAGCACCAGCUGCCAGAUGCUGUUACAAUCAUCUACGUUUCUACACCUCGAAUAUGCUGAACCUAGUCGGCUUUGAACAAAAAUGUGUGUGUGUGUUUGUGCGUGUGUGUUUUGGAGCAGGUAAAGGCUCACUCUGGUAUGCAAAGAGCUGGCUCUGUUAGCAUGUAGCCUACUGUAACGUUGGUCUGUCUCAUUCCUUCACACAAGCAGACACAUGACAGAGGAAAUGCAGCCUGCCGUGUCUUUGUUGUGAAUUGUCGUCAUCCUGAGGUAUUGGUUCAGAUGUCACUGACGGAAGCUGGAUGCUAGUCUCUACUGGUCAGGAAUCAGAAUAAGAGCCUAAUUCAAGGCCAGGCCUUUAGGGGAAAUGCACAUGUUGACAUUUUCUAUCUUUAUUUCAAUCAAAGCCUCUUUUUGUGUGAAAUCGGCCGUUAGAUUUAAGUAUUUCCAGCGAGAUGAUCCCAUUGCCUUCGGUUUUACAGUGAGCAAAAAAUUCAUCCAAAAACUCCAGACUUGGGUCGAUUUAAAGUGUUUUUCUCGUGCCAAACGUGUCGAUGCAAUAACGUCUCUGACACUGUGGAGCUCUCAAGCCUUUUCUGUGAUUGUUUUUAUCUUUUUUUGAGCUAAACUCUGGGAGUCAUGCUGAAUUUUUAACUGAACUAUACACUGUAACAGACGAGAUGAGAUGAGGAGGAUCUUGCUGUUGUUUAGCACGUUAUUAUGGCGUUCACAUGUAGCUGAUUGGGAUGUGAUGGACUUAGCGGGGAGGGGGACGUGGGCGCUGGAGGAAAACGUCCUGGGUUUGCUCAUGUUUAUCUCAUUUUCAAAUUGCCUUACAUUUUAUGCUUUUGGACAAUUAAUAAAAUGGGGGGGAAACGCCUUUUACUUUUAAUCCAACUAUGUGAACUUUGCUUUGUAAACAGAGUCAACAUCCAUGUAGCGCUUGGCUAUCUGAAUUUCCUCAUGAGCUAUAAAUAUGUGUGGGUGAGGUGCAAGCCUUUGUGGGUUCUGAUUACUGAUUGGUGAGUCUCUGCAAAUAAAAGAGGAAAAAGUAUUUAUA
Molecule: messenger RNA, 6303 nt
Organism: Poeciliopsis prolifica (blackstripe livebearer)
Lineage: Eukaryota; Metazoa; Chordata; Actinopteri; Cyprinodontiformes; Poeciliidae
Gene: pxna
Product: paxillin a
Exons: 13
Coding region: 154-3828 (1224 amino acids)
Biological process (GO): transforming growth factor beta receptor signaling pathway; endothelial cell migration; substrate adhesion-dependent cell spreading
Source: RefSeq, a predicted model, not a curated record